GAAGAAAACAUCUGUGACAGUUUGGUCUGCUAUUAUAAGGACCCAGAGUGAAACGAGAGGAGGAGCCUUCGCUGCAGUGAGCUUGAGCCCAGCCUGUUUACCAAAGGAGAAAAUAACAAGACAUCUGCCAACUGCAAAGCAGGGGCCGAGGCCAAAGCGGAGCGAGACAGGGAGCAGCGUUCCCAGAUUGCUGACACUUCCACGGCUACUUCUUCAGCCUUUGCUGGUGCCCGUUUGGAUCAAGGAUGCUGGACGGGGUGCAAGCUUUGCUUCUCAGCGCCGCGCUGCUAACAGCAGCGUCUGCCACCGAAGAAUGUGUCCGUGGCAAUGGAGUGUCCUACCGGGGUAGCCAACAGAUCACCUCGAGCGGUGACCCGUGCUUGAACUGGCUGGCGGUGGGGAGAAACUACAGCUCCGCUCUCCUUGCAGUCUCCGAGGAUCACAGCAGCUGCCGGAACCCCGACGGCGAUGCGGCCCCCUGGUGCUACGUGAGCGGCGAGGCCGGAAUCCCGGAGCGGAGCCCCUGCGACAUCGCCCCCUGCCCAGGUGUUACCUCCUCCACAGAGACUCUGGUCCCUACAGUUGCGGCUGAGGUAUCUCAGGGGAUAGACCAGGUAUUUGAACCAGCUGAUACUUUACCAGUCCGGAGCGAGGCAGCUGCGGUGCAGCCCGUCAUUGGGAUCAGUCAGAGAGUCCGGAUGAACUCCAAGGAAAAGAAGGACUUGGGAACAUUAGGCUAUGUGAUGGCCUUAAUCAUGAUGGUGAUAAUCAUUGCCAUUGGAGCUGGCAUUGUUGUGGGCUACAUCUACAAAAGGGCCAAAGACUUGAAGGAGCAGCACGAGCAGAACGUUUAUGAGCGGGAAAUGCAGCGCAUCACCCUUCCACUUUCUGCCUUCACGAACCAGGCCUGUGAGCUUGUGGAUGAGAACACGAUAGAAGUGCACACCAACCAGACCCCUGUGGAGGAGGCACAUGAUGGCAAUGCACCUCUCAUGGGCCAGGCAGGUACUCCUGGUGCCUGAGGAGCUAGGGUCAGGAGAGGCACAGGUUGAAAUGAUUGAGGCUAAGACCCCAGUCUCUUGUUUUGGGAGUGGGGGGUUCAUUUGUAUUUUUUUGUUGAUGAAUUCCAGCAAA
This is a messenger RNA of Trachemys scripta elegans, 1134 nucleotides long. It is a transcript of the gene PIK3IP1, whose product is annotated as phosphoinositide-3-kinase interacting protein 1. Bases 246 to 1022 code for a protein of 258 amino acids. The record is from RefSeq and is a predicted model, not a curated record. NCBI's taxonomy places the organism in Eukaryota, Metazoa, Chordata, Testudines, Emydidae. Gene Ontology annotation, molecular function: endopeptidase activity; signaling receptor binding. The transcript is spliced from 7 exons.